Molecule: messenger RNA, 924 nt
Organism: Hevea brasiliensis (rubber tree)
Lineage: Eukaryota; Viridiplantae; Streptophyta; Magnoliopsida; Malpighiales; Euphorbiaceae
Product: protein NOI4
Exons: 4
Coding region: 328-606 (92 amino acids)
Source: RefSeq, a predicted model, not a curated record
ACCGAAAGCGAGCGGAUUCUAAAAUGGCCAUUGGGGUUGGUAGGGGAUUUUUGUCAAACACCUAGAGGCUACUGGAAGUGGAAAAGAUUGGGGCAUUUGCCAAGCUGGAACAAAAAAGCAAAGCCGUUCAAACUUGUGGGCCCCUACACUCCUCCCUCUUAUAAUUUCUAGUUUCCUCUUUCUUCUUGGCCCAAUUGGCCCGUUUACCUUUCUCUCUUCCUCUGAAUCUGUUUUCCCCACCACCCCCACCUCCUCCUCCUCUUCUUCCCCCGCCAGAAUCACAAGCUAAGGAGGAGAGACGAAUCUCUCUCUUUCUCUCUUCUAAUUAUGGCGCUUUGCAUUUGGGAAUGCCACUUGGUUUGCUAUUCACAAAAUUUGGAAAAGGGUCAACCAUUGCCAAAGUUUGGUGAAUGGGAUGUCAAUGAUCCAGCAUCAGCUGAGGGAUUCACAGCCAUCUUCAACAAAGCUAGAAAUGAGAAAAAAACUGGUGGAAAGCCUGACUCGCCGGCAACGGAUAGCUCUGGUUUGAAGCCUGGCCCUGCUACACUUGGGAAGCCUCAGUCUAAAAAAUGGUUUUGCUGUAUGCAACCUGCUCAAGUAGAAUAAAGAGGUGGCUCUUGUCUUGUAAGAGUAGUCAUUGGAGAGUAUAAUUUAUCUACACCUGGCCCUAGCAUAUAAAUCCAGAAGGCGGGAGCUGUAUUCAGAAGCUAUGAUGGGUCGUGGUGGAAUAUGUUUGUUGUGACUUAAGAUUUGUGAUGAUGUGGGGUUGGGGAAGUAUGUGACGAUCGAACAAUGUGGUUUUCUGUUUAUGUAGAUUACGAGGAGUUGUGGAAAUUUUUUUUCGUUUUUUGGGUUCCUGUUUAGAGUGCUGUGAUUUUCAUUUGUAUCCAUUUGCCUUUAUGUAAUGAAGCUCUCCUUUUCUUA